Molecule: messenger RNA, 1512 nt
Organism: Torulaspora delbrueckii
Lineage: Eukaryota; Fungi; Ascomycota; Saccharomycetes; Saccharomycetales; Saccharomycetaceae
Gene: FYV10
Product: glucose-induced degradation complex subunit FYV10
Exons: 1
Coding region: 1-1512 (503 amino acids)
Biological process (GO): proteasome-mediated ubiquitin-dependent protein catabolic process
Cellular component (GO): nucleus; cytoplasm; GID complex
Molecular function (GO): ubiquitin protein ligase activity
Source: RefSeq, a predicted model, not a curated record
AUGGGUUCGCUUAUUCAUGAGCCAAGCACGGACUUUCAUCUGAAGCUAAAUGAACAGUUGUUCCACAUUCCACAUGAGUUGCUUCGUAAGAAUGUAAGACAAGUUCACAAGCUUAUAGAAAGGGAGUCCUCCACACUGCAAAGUUUGUUCAGCGAGUUGAAUGUAUCAUUACAAGCAAACUCUUUGGAUCAAGAUAAGUUAGCUUUAAACAAAUUGAAUGAGAUUAUACGGAAAGUGGACUUGUUUGAGAGGAAAUUGACCAAGAGGGUGGAUGAAGAGUUGAGACUGCUGGAAAGGAUUGACUCAAGAUUGAAGUUCUUUCAUGGACUGCAGAAUGCAAAAGAAUCACAAGAUGUCUCAAAACUGACAGAUUGGUACCAAAAAUACACGAAUGUGCUCAUAGCAGACUAUCUCAUAAGGAAUGAUCAGGUCCAUUUAAAUUCUCUUCAGGAUGAUGAAGAUUCCGUAACGUUGCAGGAUGGGAAGAUGUGGAAUCCCGGUGUAACUUACUUGAAGCAGCAACAGUUGGAAAGCUUGCUAGAUUAUGAUAUCUUACUGGCGGCUAACAGAAUCUCUAAAUCUCUCACGGUCGAUCAUAACUUGGAACCUCUGCUUCAUUGGAUAGGGGAAAACAAGGUUUUCCUGAAGAAGAAUCGCUCUUUUCUGGAAUUUGAAGCACGAUUACAGGAUUACGUGGAAUUGUUGAAAGCUGGUGAUUACAAGAGUGCUAUUGGACGUUUUCAGAAAUUUUUACUGCCUUUUGUUGAAAGCAAUUAUUCAGAUCUGAAGCUGGCUUCAGGCUUACUUGUCUUUAUCAACAGUUGCCGGCAAGAAGAAUCAAAACUACAGGUUAACGACUCUAUCGACCCCCAAAUAAUUACGAAUGACGAGAAUAAUACGGAGCCAAAUCUAAGAUCAAAGGAUGACAUUUAUGAACAUUUCUUCCGGAAAAAAGUUGCUAAGAGAACGAGUACCCCACCGACGGUAAACAAAGUGAUUUUUAAACAAUACAAUAAGAAUGCCGAUCUUGCGCGUUACACAGAUUUAUUGGAUCAAAAGAGGUGGUCAACUCUCAAUGAACUUUUCUCAAAAGAAUAUUAUUCCAUGUACGGUAUUUCACACAAGGAACCCCUGCUUAUGUACCUUUCCCUUGGUAUUUCGACGUUAAAAACAAAGGAAUGUCUACAUCGAAAAGAAUUUGUCUCCUCGGAUAAUCCAAAACUAGAUGAAUACUUGCAGAAGGACGUCCUUGGCACAACAUGUCCUGUUUGCAGUGAAGAAUUUGCUCCAAUUGCCAAGGAUCUGCCCUAUGCACAUCACAUUCAAUCGAAAUUGUUCGAGAAUCCGGUGAUGCUACCCAACGGUAAUAUCUACGAUGCAAAGAAGUUGAAAGCUUUGGCACUUAACUUGAAUCGUUCCAAUCUCGCAGACUUGCAAGAGUUUGAAGUUGUGGAUCCCAUCGACAAGAAAAAAUAUCCAGAGACUGACUUCAUAAAGAUGUACCCGACAUAA